AUGAUUAAAAUUCUGAAAUAUAAAUUUAUAUCAUUUAUUUAUUAGAUCUCAAAUACAGCUAUGAAUGCCUUUCAAAUUGCAUUCCCAACUAAAGAAAAAUAAGUAUAAGCUCUCAAAUAUUGUAGUGAUCAAUAUAUGAUUGAUUUAAACAUAUAUCUAUCUCUAUCUAUAACUACUAUCAAAUAAGAAAUAAAUUAAGAAGAUGAAAAAGCUUAAUAUUUAUAUGAGAGAUUGAUAGUAUCAACAAUUAACUCAAUUAAAACAGCUAUAUUAUGGAAUCCUGAUAAUAAAUUUAUUGAAUAAAUUAUGAUACAACUUGAUUUUACAAAUCAAAUUACUAUUAUUGUAGAAUUACUCAAUACUGAAAAUAUAAGUAUUGUAGCAACUAUCAUUGAAACAUUACAUUUUCUAUUGUCUAAUGAUAUAUCAACUCAUUUUGUCCUUCAUAAAAGUGACCAAAUACUUAAAAAGACAAUCUAACUCUUUGAAUAAAAAGAUCUUUUAAUUGUAAGUGCAUUAUGUAAAGGAUUUAUUACUAAAUUAUUCUAAAAAGUUUAAUAAGAUUAAAUUUUAAAACUUUAAGAUCUUGAAAAUAAAUCUUUGGAAUUAAUAUCUUAAGCUGGUUUUGGUGUUGGAAAAUUAUUUUAUGAUUAAUUAGUUUUAUUUGUAUCACUUAAUCCUAUCUAUAGUGUAAUCAAUAUUAAAAAAGAGGAUGAUUUUAGACAAAAAUUAGCUUCCAUGACAAAAUUAUUAAAUGCCAUCUUAACAGGUAUUACUCAUGAAGAAGGUAAAUUAUUUUCAGAAAAUUUAAUAAAUAGUUAUUUUGAAACAAUCUAUUUUCUAAUUUGCAAAAGUAUAAAUCCUUCUUUAAUUUAAUAUAAUUAAUUUUUAGGAUAAGCUAAAAAUAUUAUUGCCUAAUCAAUCAAGUAACUUUUAUAAAAUACUCUAUUUAAAUAAGGUGCUUAGGCAUAUAAUCAUAAUCCAUAUUAGUACCAUCAAUUUUUUAAUAGUUUUAAAAAAUUUUUAAAGUAAAACAAGAAAAAUAAGAACUCUUAAAUGAAAUUAUAUAAGCUAUUAUGA
This is a messenger RNA of Paramecium primaurelia, 1080 nucleotides long. The record is from the annotation of a GenBank genome assembly. NCBI's taxonomy places the organism in Eukaryota, Ciliophora, Oligohymenophorea, Peniculida, Parameciidae.